This is a messenger RNA of Bombus pascuorum, 3925 nucleotides long. Its product is annotated as facilitated trehalose transporter Tret1-like. Bases 748 to 2814 code for a protein of 688 amino acids. Gene Ontology annotation, biological process: transmembrane transport. Gene Ontology annotation, molecular function: transmembrane transporter activity. The record is from RefSeq and is a predicted model, not a curated record. The transcript has 4 exons. NCBI's taxonomy places the organism in Eukaryota, Metazoa, Arthropoda, Insecta, Hymenoptera, Apidae. Gene Ontology annotation, cellular component: membrane.
AAGAAGUGUAUAGAUUAGAUUCCAAAGUAUGUACGUAUUUACAUAGGUAAAUAAAAGAUUUCUUUCCAAUUUUCACCGCUCUGUUGAUAAAUAAAUAAUAUUAUCGGUGACGGAUGAUGAUACCGAUAACGGAUAAAGAAGAUUCUGUUCCAUAAUUAGAUGAUCGACGAACAACAUCGUGCAAAGUAUCAAAGAUCAACCGUGGAACAGCUGUGAUACGUAUAUUAACAAAAUUAAAUCGUACGUUAAAAAGUGGAAAGCCUACUGUCUUCAAAAAUACUAUUCACUUGUCUCAUAACUGUACGCCUUUACAACUUGAAACUACAAGUUGAAAUAGAUAUUUUGCCUUUAGAAAGAAUAGUUGGUAAAAAUAGCUUUACUUAUCAGAAUUAAACCGCGCAAAAGAUAAGGUUAUAUCAUUCGAGAAAAUAGCAUGUUCUUUAAUUGUAACAUCGCUAAUUCAUGCGUCAAAGUGAAAAUUAGCUUUCGACUUGUAAAACACGUGAUUACGUAUAACGUAAUAUUAAAGAAGAUUGGAAUAAAAGUGAAGUUAACGAUAAUACAUGAUAAUAAAUAACGUAUCAAACUCCGAUAUGUACGAUAUGAUCGUAAGAUCUAAUCUUAUGCAGUUUCAUUGCACGCAAGAUGUCACGUGAAACGGUAAUAUGACAAAACACACUGUUAGCUGGAAUUGUUACUGCUAAAAUUAUUGGUGACAGUGACAGCAGUAAAUCAAGAGAGUAAUAAAUGCCACAUUGUUUUCAAGUGCUUUCUAUUAUGCAAAUUCCCACGAAAUUUCCUGAGGGCGGUGGUUUAGAUCCUGGCGGUUCAUCACCGCAACAGAAAGCUCGUAGGCUCUGCAACUCACAAUGCCGGCAAUGGCUAGCAUGUAUUUCCGCAACGCUAACCAUGGUCAUAGUCGGUACAGUCUAUGGAUGGACAACGACUUCACUUCUGCAUCUAACAUCUGGGACCGGCGGCGUGCCGCUAACGUUAACACACGACGAAUCUUCAUGGAUCGUUUCUUUAACAGUACUUGGCUCAAUGAUCGGUUCACUUGUGGGUGCCCAGUUUGCCGAUCGCUGCGGUCGUAAAUACUGCCUCCUUUUAUGCUGCUCAAUUUACAUCUUAGGCUGGUUGAUCAUCUACGCCGCAACUUCUGUACCAAGCCUAUACGUUGCUCGGGUGAUUCUCGGUGUAGGCGUUGGUAUUGCCUACACGAUAAAUCCCAUGUACGUGUCAGAAAUCGCCGACAUCAACAUCAGAGGCGCCGUAGGUACUCUAAUCUCAGUGAACGUAUUUACCGGGUCACUGCUAACCUGCACCUUAGGACUCUGGCUAACGUACAAGUCACUCCUGGCGGUUCUUGGAAUAAUAUCCUUUAUAUCCUUCUUGUCGAACAUGUGUUUCCCCGAAACUCCGUAUUUCUUGGCAGCAAAAGGUCGAAAGAAGGAAGCACAUAAGUCGUUAACAUAUUACAAAGGCAUCGCAGAUCCUCACGAAAUAAAAAUCGCAUUACGUGCUCUACGCCCACAAACCAGACGCAAAUUACAACCAAAAGCCAAAAGCGAUUUACCCUCACCCAGCGAUUUACCUAGCGAUUUUACGUCAUCAUCCAGAAAAUAUUUUACCUCACAAUCCGGAAGCGGUUUCCCCUCAUUAUCCUUACGCGAUCUACACCCAGACGUCACGUGGGAAGUAGAAGACACAGAACCCAUGUCCGAUUUACAUUUACCAUCCAGUAGCGAUUCACCAUCCAUAUCCGUAAUAUACUCACAAGUCGUUUGCGAUGUACACCCGCAACCCACAGGUGAAUUAUGCUUACAACCCUCGCGCGAGUCGCCCGAAUUACCCGUACAACCCUCGAGCGAGUUACACCUACCAUCCACAAGCGAAGGACACCCACCAUCUACAAGAGAAAUACAGCCAGAAUCCACAAGCGACAUACAGCCAGAAUCCAUAAGCGAAUUACAGCCAGAAACCAAAAGCGAAAUAUACACACGAACCAGAAGCGAUUUACGCACACAAUCCAGUGUGGAUUCAUGCGGAUCGAUUGAGUCCCAUGAGGUAUACGUAGAAGUAACUAAACAAACCUGGAUAAACAAGCUACGAGUACUACUACGGCGAAGCAACAGGAAAGCUCUGUUUAUCAUGCUUGGCAUGAUCAUGGCACAACAACUUAGCGGAAACUUCGUCACUAUGCAGUAUCUGGAGGUGUUGUUUAGCAACACAAAGAUCGGUAUCAAACCAAACGUAGCGACGGUUUUGAUUCUGGCUGUCGGCUUUAUAUCUGGCAGUUUAUCCACCUUAACAGUGGAAUUUCUUGGAAGAAGAACACUUUUGAUUCUGUCUACGCUUGGGUCGUGUUUUACACUGAGUAUUCUAGCAACAUAUCUUUUGUUAGAUCAACAUAAGUUUGACGUGUCCAUUGUCUCUAGUCUUCCCAUUAUCGACCUAGUUAUAUAUCAAUUAAUGUUUCAAAUUGGUUUAGGUACGAUACCCAAUGUUCUUCUAUGCGAGUUAUUUCCUACGGAACUAAAAGGCUUUGUUGGUGCCAUUAUUGUGAUUUUCGAUGGUAUAAUUGGUUUUACCGUGUCGAAACUGUAUCAAGUGAUUACCGAUAAUGUGGGAUCGUAUUCCAUUUACUUUAUCUUCGCGACAUCGUGCUCUUUUGCAUUUCUCAUGGUGUACAUAUGGAUACCGGAAACAAAAGGAAAAACAUAUCACGAGAUUGAAGCGCUUCUAGUUGGUAAAAAUUUCUAUUCCUCGAAUGAAGAAGUUAGAAACGAUAGAAGGGAUAUUCAUAGAUCAUGACAGGAAAAAUUGUACCGUACGCCGUGGCACGGUGUCUAUACAUUCGGAAUAUUUUAUUUCUCAUUUUUAUCAGUAUAACGACAAAGAUUUACAAAUUUAUCACGAUAUGCAAUUUUUGUAGUAACGUAGUUUUAUUCGUUUGUACGUGUAAUUUUAGAAAUGUGUCUAACAAAGGUGAUGGUCAUUUACAAACAUGUGUAUCGUAUAAAUUGACUUGCAUUGAACUUAGAAGAAUACAUGUUCUCAAACUAAAAUUUUUAUUCAUUUCAUAGCACGAAAAAUGUAAUAAUAUCAAUUAACUCGAGAUAAUUGAACAACAGUUUGCAAAAGUAAGAAAAGUAAUAUACUAAAGAAUGACAAGAUGACAUAAUACUGACAAGAACAAUUUUUUAUAUCUCAGCUGUUAUCUAUGCUGUUAUUUUUUGUUUGCAAUAUAUAACAUAUGUAUAUUACGUAUAGAUAUGUUUAUAUUGUUACAAUAAACAGCAAGUAUGCUGAAAAAGUCAGUAUUUAUGCUAAAAAUAAUGUAAUAGAAUUAACAUAACACAUUGCUAAUAAGUACUUGUAUUACAUUGUGUUUGUUGCUGAAAAGCAUAUGUAUUUACAUAUAUAACUAUAUAUAUGUGUAAGACACGGUCUUUUCGGUGUUAUAGUAUAGUUAUUACUGAAAAAUAUUUGUAUAUGUAUAGUAUAGUAAUUACUGUAUCAUAACAUUUAUCAGUGAUACAUAUCUAGCCUCGUCUAGCAGGAAUUCUAUCGAACUGUCAAAUGGUAUUUUUUGUAAAUUAUGGCUAUAAUAAUAGUGUUCACUUCAGAAAUUUAUAAUAUUUCCUGAUUUUAAUAUACGAUAAUUAUUUAAUAUACGAUAAUUUACGCGAAAAAUUAAAUAUCGUUAAUUUUAUAAAGUUUUAUGUAUCAACAAUUAUGUAUUUAUUGUAUAUCUUUUAAACAAAUAUCUUCCUUAUUAAAAAGCUACAAGAAACAUGGAUUAUCUAUAUAUAAAAGCACAAAUAAGAUUUGGAAUGUUCUAUUUCAUUUAAGUUUUAUUCCAAACGAAUUUAUUACAGACACCCCUAUUAGAAAUUAAUUAAAGGAGUCCGAAAGAAGACAA